UGUGUGUGUGCAAGGUGACACGGCGCAACACGCCCUCCCUUCCCUUUCGCUCCCCCCCACCGGCGGCCAUCUAACUACGACUAACCAACUAACUAACAAGUUCACAUAUUGAGUGAGGGUAGUUACAUUUUUAGCCGACGGGGCCUCUUUGGCGACGGCCGUCGCUCAUGCGCGCAUGGCCGUUUUGUUUCAUGACCGCAAGAGAAGGCGGCAAGCACCCAAGCUUCCCGGCAGUCCAAGCCCACGCCAACGGAUGUGGAGAUUUGCACGGCACAUCCGUGUGAUUCGACCAAUUUUCGACCACCGUGCCGCCCCGGUGGUGCUAGCACUUGCCCAAGCGCCAGGAUUCUCACGGCGGCCUAGAGACCGUCCGAUGCUGACAGUGUGUGUCAGCUCUACGCGGUGCGAUGGGCGCUGCAGCGCGCGUCGGAAAGGUCAGCUCUACCUCUCGCACCCCCUCCAUUCCAAAGAGACAAAGUCACCCUGCAGCGUUUUGCAAAAAGCUUGGGGGAAUGGGAGCCGACUCGUGGAGCAGGCGCGCUAGCCGGUUGAGGAAUAUGCAGACCCUGUCCUGUCUUUCUCCACAGCACGCAGAGCUCGAGCCC
Messenger RNA from Aplosporella prunicola CBS 121167, 605 nucleotides. RefSeq lists its product as uncharacterized. Bases 176 to 544 code for a protein of 122 amino acids. The record is from RefSeq and is a predicted model, not a curated record. The transcript has a single exon. NCBI's taxonomy places the organism in Eukaryota, Fungi, Ascomycota, Dothideomycetes, Botryosphaeriales, Aplosporellaceae.